Messenger RNA from Brassica rapa (field mustard), 1863 nucleotides. RefSeq names its product cysteine synthase 2. The record is from RefSeq and is a predicted model, not a curated record. NCBI's taxonomy places the organism in Eukaryota, Viridiplantae, Streptophyta, Magnoliopsida, Brassicales, Brassicaceae.
CUUCGCCGACAACCUAACAGUAGUAGUAGUAUUUCACCGGUUGAUUUACGGAGGCGGCGGCGAGAAAGCUUGCAAAAAUCGGCUUCAAUGGCGCCUGUUAAGAUAACCGGCGCUGUUGUGGCAGCAGCUGCGACGAUGGUGAUGCUUUCUUACUGCUUCUUCCGAUUCUCCUCGGAUAAGUUAGACUCUUGCUCCUCCUCCUCCUCCUCUAAGAAGAAGAAGAAGCUGAGCACGAGAAACGGACUCGUAGAUGCCAUUGGGAAUACUCCUCUCAUUCGUAUCAAUAGCCUCUCCGACGCUACUGGCUCUGAGAUUCUAGGAAAGUGUGAGUUUUUGAAUCCAGGAGGUAGCGUUAAAGACAGAGUUGCUGUCAAAAUCAUUGAAGAGGCUUUGGAAUCUGGUUUGCUAUUUCCGGGCGGAAUCGUAACUGAAGGUAGUGCUGGGAGUACUGCCAUUAGCCUUGCCACAGUUGCUCCCGCUUAUGGCUGUCAGUGUCAUGUUGUUAUACCUGAUGAUGCUGCUAUUGAAAAGUCUCAAAUAAUUGAAGCCCUUGGAGCUACCGUUGAGAGGGUGAGGCCAGUGUCUAUUACUCACAAAGAUCACUUUGUCAACAUUGCUAGGCGACGUGCUGACCAAGCAAAUGACUUAGCAUCAUCAUCAAAGACAAGACUAGCCAGCCGAAUCAAUGUCGCACAUCAGGAAAAAACUAAUGGUUGCACAGCUGAGGAACAGAAAGUGCCUUCCUUAUUCUCGGAGUCAGUUACAGGUGGCUUCUUUGCAGAUCAAUUUGAAAACUUGGCAAAUUAUAGGGCUCACUACGAAGGUACUGGCCCUGAGAUAUGGCAACAGACUCAUGGUAACAUCGAUGCCUUUGUUGCUGCCGCGGGAACAGGCGGUACUUUAGCUGGCGUCUCAAGGUUCCUUCAGGAAAAGAAUGAAAAGGUUAAAUGCUUCCUGAUAGAUCCUCCUGGGUCUGGUCUGUUCAACAAAGUAACAAGGGGAGUGAUGUACACAAGAGAGGAAGCUGAAGGACGUCGUCUGAAGAACCCAUUUGAUACAAUAACAGAAGGGAUUGGGAUCAAUAGGCUUACUCAGAAUUUCCUCAUGGCAAAAAUUGACGGCGGUUUCCGUGGUACUGAUAAAGAAGCCGUUGAGAUGUCUAGGUUUCUUCUGAAGAAAGAUGGCCUCUUUGUUGGAAGCUCCUCGGCCAUGAACUGUGUUGGGGCAGUGAGGGUGGCUCAAGCCCUUGGUCCUGGUCACACAAUUGUCACCAUUCUUUGCGAUAGCGGGAUGAGACAUCUAAGCAAGUUUCAUGACCCUCAGUACUUGGCUCUGUACGGCUUGACUCCAACCGCAGUCGGAUUAGAGUUCCUCGGCAUCAAGUGAAAGGACAUCUUUUAACAUUAAGAUAGGUUUCAGAUUCAUCAAGCCGGCAUUGUUGAAACCUUGCUGUGAUUUUGUUGGCACCAGGGUAACACAUUCUUUGUAGCUCUAUGAAGGACUCUACAUUUAUAGAUAAAGCUAUGUCUGGAUUCAACGGAGGAAAGUCAAAGCAACAAUGCAUGUGUCUGACCUCUGAGACUCCCAUAACUACUACAUCUUACACACGUCUUCUCUAUUGUCCACAAGUCAUGACGUAAUGGGCUCCCUUACCAGAUACAGGGGAACAUGUUAUCAGAAACUUGUCUUUGUACUCAUUGGAAUCUUGUCUUCGUUCAAAUGCAUUCGAUUGGAAAGGUCAUGAUAGAGAGAGUCCUAUAAACUGGUUGUGUAAGGUCUGAUAACUCCAUGUGAUUUAUUGUCUGAGAUUAGUAUUGACAAUACUAUGUGAUCUUUUUUUUGUCAACUGAGUUUUCAUUGAUG